AUGACUAGUCAAAAUCGACCAUCACCAGGUGUGGGUGACUACGAGCUGACUCUGGCUGCACCGGCAGAUAAAAACGUGCCAGCCUCUGAUUUCCCUAGACCACACAAAGUUGUACUGGCUCACAUCCAUCUGCAGGAUCCUGAUUCAGAAAUGCAGCCUCUCACUAUCGAGUAUAGCCUUCGACGAAAAGAUGACUCUCUAGUUCAGCAGGAACAGACGAUAUAUGCCUCAGUUCCCAUUAAUUCACGGGAUUUCCGCAUUCCAGAACCACCUGCCCUCCUCCAGCAGGUCCAGCAAACCCCUGCCACCCCGCCGACAAGCUCUCCGACUCAGGUUCCUAACCAAGUCUCUGAUGCUGGUAAAGACGCACCACCUUUUAUGGACGCGGUUGACCAGCAGACUGACCGAGAGGAUAUCGAUACAAUGGAUGUGGGUAUGUAUCUAAAUCUGCCGAGCGAUGAGGAGUUGGUUGAGGAGAGCACCUCUGAGGUGACCGAUGACCUGAACAUGGAUGUCCAUAUGAGUGGCCUUGAUGAUGUCUUCGCUCAAGUUAUCCAGCAGCACGGAGAAAACUCAGGUGAGAAGUUCCUUCAGGAUCGCUUGGCUGCUCAACGACGAUACUCCAUGGACGACGGCCCGCUAGAAGAAUCGAAGGCUGAAGUCACGGAGCCCAUUGUCAAUCCAAUGACUCUUGGGCAAGGUUAG
Molecule: messenger RNA, 705 nt
Organism: Fusarium coffeatum
Lineage: Eukaryota; Fungi; Ascomycota; Sordariomycetes; Hypocreales; Nectriaceae
Exons: 1
Coding region: 1-705 (234 amino acids)
Source: RefSeq, a predicted model, not a curated record